Messenger RNA from Cuscuta campestris, 1091 nucleotides. The record is from the annotation of a GenBank genome assembly. NCBI's taxonomy places the organism in Eukaryota, Viridiplantae, Streptophyta, Magnoliopsida, Solanales, Convolvulaceae.
CCUUUAUUUUUCUUCUUUCCUGUUGGGUGUGUGAGUGUGUAAUGCUUUUGUUGAUGACGUCCAAAUUUAAUUUGGAGGUGGGUGUUUGCUUUGGUGUGACCAGGCUGAAUUACCCAAAACCUGUGAAGAAGAAAACUGGAACUAGUCGGUUCACUAAACCAAAAAGGAGGAAUGCAUACAUCUGUUGUAGUAAUAAGAUGGGGAUAAGGGGUAUUUGGUUGCACCGACUUUCUCCCCCCUCACAGAAAUUAAGAAGCAAGUUCCGGGCGCGCAGAGACAGGAAUCAAUCCCGAUGCCGGGUUCAGGAAAAGGAAUUAGGAUCCGGAAAUCCGCCGGAGCCACAAGAUGAUGCACGUGAGAAGAAAGAAGAUUUGGACGACUCUAUGAGUGACUCAUCAUCAUCAUCAUCAUCACAAGAAGAAGAAGACUCAAGAAAAGGACACGAGGAAGAAUCGAAAGAGCAUAAGAGUGAAGUAGAGCUGGAGUACGGCCCAUGUAGUGAGGACGCUCCCUGUAGACUUUUCCGGGAACUGCCGGAGGACACCCCGUGUAGGGUAUGCCUUCGGAUGGGCUGCAACAUUCUUGUCUGUCCCUUGUACUGGGGUAAGGUCCCUCCUUGGGUGACUGAAGUUGGAGAGGACUAUCGAAUUGCUUGUCGGCUAUGCAAUUGCAUUGAUGAUCGGUGUGGGCACUAUGGUAUGAGAUAUGUUCGUCUUAAACGUCGUAUCAUCCGCAAAACAGCUUGAUCGCCCGAUGUUUGAUCCAUGAUGAUGCACUAUUUAUAACUACUCUCUAUAGUAUUUUAUAAAAUGAGAAGUGAUAUGAUUAUUUUAUUUUGUCAAAUGUUUAACACGACCAUCCAGUGAGAGAAGACGUGAUUUAAGAAUAUGAAUAUUAAUGUGGGAUCUUUUUGUGAGAUUGAAGAGUACAUUACUUCAAACACCAUAGGUACUAAUGCCAUGGGCCCUUCAACACGGGUUAAAGGAGACUUGAUGACGGGUCACCCUACCGGCCGGCAAGCUGUGAAUAUAAUUGGUACAUUCAGAUUGUUCGAGACGACCAAGGUGUGGGAAUGAAAUGGGUUGUGCUUC